Molecule: messenger RNA, 657 nt
Organism: Penicillium chermesinum
Lineage: Eukaryota; Fungi; Ascomycota; Eurotiomycetes; Eurotiales; Aspergillaceae
Product: putative GAJ protein
Exons: 2
Coding region: 1-657 (218 amino acids)
Biological process (GO): reciprocal meiotic recombination
Molecular function (GO): double-stranded DNA binding
Source: RefSeq, a predicted model, not a curated record
AUGCCCAAACUAUCCAAAAGCGAGAAAGAAGACCUGAUAGUGACUCAUAUCCGGUCAACUGGCACGUGCCACACACUGAAGGAGCUCGAAAAGAGCCUCCCUAGCGUGGCGUCCAUAAACAGCAUCCAGGUAAAGGAAUACGUGCAAGGGUUAGUCGACGAGGGGAAACUACGAGUCGAAAAGAUCGGCGCGGGAAACUGGUACUGGAGCUUCAGCAGUGACGAAAAAAUGGAACGCGAGCAGCAGUUGGCCAGGCUUCAGGCUGAGGUGGAGAAGGCACGGAAAUCUUACGCCGACGUGGAGGCGUUGUUGGUCGCCCAAUCCGUGCAACGAGACGAUGAGACCAACCGUGUGGGCCCCGAUCUUGACCGCCAACGUCAGUCCCUUCAAGAGAGAAAGCUUGAGCUGGAGGCCGACCUCAAGGGUCUCAAAGCCCGAGUUUCAGUUUCGGGCUUCUCGGUGAAGCAGAAAGGCGCCCAGCAGCUUCAGGGCGAACUAGCGGAGUUUAAGGAGCAGGCGCUUCUCUGGACAGAUAAUCUGUACAUCUUGGAACAGUAUGUGCGAGAUCUUGCGGGCGACCGGGAAGUCGUGGCCGCUGUGCUACAAGAUUGCUAUGGAACUGAGUACGUGGACGGGUGUUUGAGGGAUUUGGAGUAG